Pundamilia nyererei is the source of this 2922-nucleotide messenger RNA. RefSeq names its product v-maf avian musculoaponeurotic fibrosarcoma oncogene homolog K (gene mafk). Gene Ontology annotation, biological process: regulation of transcription by RNA polymerase II. The record is from RefSeq and is a predicted model, not a curated record. The transcript is spliced from 3 exons. The coding region runs from base 245 to 727 and encodes 160 amino acids. Lineage: Eukaryota; Metazoa; Chordata; Actinopteri; Cichliformes; Cichlidae. Gene Ontology annotation, molecular function: RNA polymerase II cis-regulatory region sequence-specific DNA binding; DNA-binding transcription factor activity, RNA polymerase II-specific. Gene Ontology annotation, cellular component: nucleus.
UCGGUGACGUGAGUGCUUGCGGAAGCAGAGCGUGGAAUGUUGGUACAUUGUUGUUGUUUUGUAGUUAAUUUAGUACGAGGAUACGCCGCUGCCCGUCUGUGCUGGACGCUUUUUUACCAAGUUUGUCAACUUGCUUCACCGGUUGUCGAGGAAACAUACUUUGACAGUUUUACACACUCCGGUCCACAGAUAUCUGAGUCCACAGAGGUGAGUGUCUUCUGUGAGAUUCUGGUCAUUUGUCUUCAUGCAGGGAAUGACGACUACUUUUAAGACGAGCAAAGCUUUAAAGGUCAAGAAGGAGGUGGGUGAGAAUGCCCCUGUGCUCAGCGAUGAUGAGUUGGUUGCCAUGUCUGUGCGGGAGCUCAAUCAGCACCUGCGUGGGCUCACCAAGGAGGAUGUUGUGCGAUUGAAGCAGCGACGGCGGACCCUGAAAAACCGCGGCUAUGCCGCGAGCUGCCGCAUCAAACGUGUUACCCAAAAGGAGGAGCUGGAGAGACAAAAGACCGAGCUGCAGCAGGAGGUGGACAAGCUGGCCCGUGAGAAUGCCAGCAUGAGAUUGGAGUUGGAUGCACUACGAGCCAAGUAUGAGGCUUUGCAGUGUUUCGCACGAACUGUGACCAGAGGGCCUCUCUCACCAGGCAAAGUUGCACCUACCAGCGUCAUCACCAUUGUCAAAUCUACCAGCCAAAACAACUCCAGCCCAUCCGCUUUCUCAACACCUUCCUAGUGUUGACAGGACUGGGCUCUCCUUUGCCUGCCUGGUCCUUCCUAUUUCUGACCUGGUCUAAACCUACUCAUCCCACACUGAGACGAGGCUCGGUAGUUAGACUGAGGGGUGGCCGGGGUGGCAAGCUCUAUGUGAUGUUAUGCUGCAUUCACAAUUCUGUCUCCCUCUAUUUGUCUCUUUUACACAAUCUACAUUGUCUGUGCACUGUGCAAACCCCCUUCCUGACAACCAGCACCGGCAGGUUAUCGGGCCUCUGUGACCCUACCUCCAUGACUAAUAGCAGAGAUUUGCUUUUACUCAAAUUUCAAGUAUUUGACACGCCUUAAUGUGGCAGCACAUGGUCUGGGACACCUCUCAUACUUUAUGAUGUAAAGAAUAAAAUACGAGAGGUUUAAAGUAACGCAUAUGAGACAGUAUGGAUACUUUUAAAGUCUUUGCCAAAUCACAUUUUCUUUGUAUAAAUAUUAAUGAGCCUCUGUGUCUGUUGCCUUGAACAGUUCUACAUGUGAUCUAUGCAAUAUCUCACAUGUAUUUUAACACAGAGGUGAUAUCUUUCCACUGUGAGGUCAAAUGGACACUUCUUCAAGGCCACAGUUAUCAGAUGCCUUUGAAAGCUAGCCAAACGCGGCACCGGAAACUUAUAUGCUUAGCACUUUUAGGAGGUGCUAAGCAGUAAAGUCACUUGACUAAGUGUUUGAGUAACAUGAAAACUUAUGUAGAAAUGGUUCUGAGGGAUCCUUGCAUUAUACUGUUGACAACUGACCAAUGUUUAGCUAAAAAGCUAUACUAGUCUUUUAACCAUGAUACCUAUAUAAGUAACUUAUUUAGAAAGCAAUACCAGUACAGUUCAGAGAAGUUUGAAUGAUGCAGCUAAAAGUGAUCUAAUCUGGCAGUUUUGAAGAAACACCUUAAAUUAAUAUUUGGAAAGAGUUAAAAUCACCCAUUACGAUAGAAUUUGUCUUUGUCGGACUGGACUGUGUUUCCUUGUACAAUAUUCUGAAAAGUGCCAUUUGUGCCUUCAUUCCUCCUACUGGCAACUGAGAAAAGACAUGUCUGAGUACCGUCAGAUUUCAGAAGGGGUUCCGAUCUCUCUUGUCAACUACAUUCUAGUUGACAGAUAGCUGAAAAGUACUGUUAUGUUAUGUUGUCAAAGACAGUGUAGGCAGUUGGAGCUGUUGCAUGUGAUUGCAUUUGUGUGUGGCCCCUUGACUCAGAAGUUUCUUGAUAUAUAUUGUAGAAAGUUUUUUAAAUUCUGUUUAAAUGGUAAACUUGGUCAGACUAAAUUGCAAAACUGGAAAGUGAUUAAGGAACAUGCGUUUGACAAUGGUGUCUUUCAUCAAAUAGCACUUAGAGAAGACUGUUAAGAUACAGUGAGUAGAAAAAAAAAUCACAGGGCCACUUGUUUAAAGAAGGAAGUUACGCUUGCAUUUCUGCAGUUACUGGAGCUUAACUAAGUGAAAACACAAUGUGGUCGGACCACUUACAGGAAAGUUGUGCCGAAUGUAACUAAUGAUAGUGAACUACUACUAUCUGCUGAGGCACUUACUGAGUGGUGUUUAAUCUCUUUUCUUUAUAUGCAACUCUUGGUAGGUAAUCCAUAUUGGAUAUAAUAAUAAGAGCAGACCUUUUAAGUAUGAUGAAAUUCAAGUUGCUUACUGUAUAUUACAGACUAGAGACGGCAAAGCUCCCACCGCUUCUGUUGUCCCUUAGAUUGAGAACUCCGUCCAAAUAGAAAUCAUUCCUAAUACUGGGUCACAAGAAGUGCUGCUGCCGGUGUUGGUAUUUCCGAAACAGUAACCAGCUACUUUUCUUUUGACACGCUCUUCUACAAGAGAACUCCUGACGCCCGUCUCUAGAAACUGUGGUGUCAAGAUAACUAAAUGCAGUAAAGGCCUUGCUCUCAUUGUACAUUUUGUAAUACCGUAUUUAAAUAUGAAAUUCACUUGAAAUCGAGCUGUUCUUACCGAGAAUCCAUUCCCAAUUUGGAGUGAAGUCAAUAAGAUUGUUCAUGUCAGGAUUUUCUCUUGGCUAAGAGGACAUGACUGUUCUUCCCCUGUUCCAUAGCUGCAAAGAACAGUAUGGGGAACUUUGCUGCUGUACAACCUGCUGUGAUUUAUAAGCAGGGGCAUUGCUGUGUUCUUACUCUCAUUUUGUAUUUUUCAUUUGGUUUGUGUCAAUACAGCCCAUGUUCUUUU